UAGUAAAAGUGGUUUAAUAGCUCGGAACUUCGUUUCAGUGAACCUUAAUUAACUCAAAAAUUAAUAUAUAGAGCUAAAAUCUCAGAAAUGGACAGCGAAAUGGCAGUACCAAGGCAAUUACAGCCAGUGGCAGCUGCUCCUCAGGUUGAAGUCGGUUCCGGCACCUCUGCAUCGGUUUCUAUGGGCAGUCUACCAACUAACAAUCCAGUCAACGCUGAAAAAAUGCAGACUUGUAAUACCAUCAACAAACGACAAUUAGCUCGAUUCCAUCCGUAUCAUGGCGCCAAUAUAAUUUUAUGUGAAGACAACACGGUCGCCUACCGCAAAGCCAGCUUCGCUGAUGCAGUUACCUUUUCAGAGAAACCACUUCAACCCGGCGAAAUUUUUCUAGUUGAAAUAGAAAAAAAUGAACGUGGCUGGUCGGGUCAUAUCAGGCUUGGAUUAACGCAAUUGCUCCCCGAUGUGGUUGGUUCAAUGUCAGAAGGUUUGCCACAGUUUGCGUUGCCGGACUUGGCCAACCUGGGAACUAGCUGGAUAUAUCCAAUCUCGAAAUUUGAAUCGCAUUCCUUAACGCCCCGUAGCGGUACUGCCGGUGGGGUUAUCGAAACGAAUCCAUUGUUUCACAACGUACCGCAACCCGGGGUACCGCGUCAGGAUAUAUCUGGUACGGACGAUGAAGAAGAGCCAAACUCCCUACCCAGAAGCAAUAUCCUUGGGGACUCUAUUUAUGUACGCACUCCACGGGGCAUGAUACCAAAGAGGUUAUUAAGACCCACUGUUGAAAAUGGUGAUUCCAAUUCGGGCAUUUUACUAACAGAUAAGGGUUCUCGUAUUGGCGUUGUAUACGUGCCUACAGAAGCUGAUAAGGAAAAAGGAGAGAUGCAUUUUAUUAUAAAUGGAGUUGACCAAGGACCGUGCACGAAGGAAAUACCCAUGGAUAAAUCUCCUUUGCACGUGGUAAUUGAUGUUUAUGGCACAACAAAGCAGAUUCGAAUCAUACAACUUUAUGGAAUCGUUUCUUUACAAAAUGCUUGCAGAGAUGCUAUUCUCCUAAACAUCAAAUCGCAAAAUAUUGAAAAGUUGCCGCUACCGGAACGCCUAAAAAAUUUUCUUCGCCAUAAUGAUUAGAUAAAAUUAACUUUUCAACACAAGCAAAAUUUGCAAAUAUUCGCAUAGAAUGCACCUCGUUUUAGGGAUAGUUUUGAAAUCGCAAAAGAAAUUUUAAUAUUACAGCAUAAUGCGUCGUUAGGAAGUUUUUUGUUAUAUCGGUCUUCAAGUGUGAUGUGAAAUAUUACGUGCACGGAAAGGAAAUAAUACAUGUUGAAUAUAUUGAAAGUUUUGUUUGUUGUUACCAAUGGUGGGACCUAAAAUAACCACAUUCGCCCAUCAAACGGGCUUAGAUGCAUAGAUAUAGUGAAAGAAAUUAACCUACAUAAAUAUUUAUACAAGGAUACAAAGUAAUUAUAUAUGUAUGUAUGUAGUAGUGUGUGCAAUGCUAAUUAUUUUUCCACAGCAAGAAUUAGUAGUUGAAGGCAACAAUUUUAUUUGCAGAUUUGUUGAUUGUAAAAGCAUAUUUAAGAGCACACCAAAUAUCACAUUUUACCGUAAAAUAUUCCGUAUUUUUGCAUAGAUGUAAAUACCUUAGUACAUAUGUACAUAAAUAUGUUCUAAAGGCGCUAAAAAUGUACAUAUUCAGCCUUAUCGCAGUCUCGCCCGAAAACAAAUUCAUCCGAAAAUUUUUCAUCCGCCCGUAGUGAAUACACAUAAGCGAAAAGAGAAAAGUUAAUGAUUUCGGGCGAAAAUGAAACUCAUGAUAAGGCUGAUUGUUUAUCUCCAUACAUGGAUAUGUAUGUAUGUAUAAUUAAAUAUACAGUACAUAAAAAAAUCUGAUAAGAAGUUCAUCUUAUCUUUGCACAAUGCGCUAAGUUAAUAAAAAAAUGAACGAAAACAUUUUACUUUAUACUUUUUAUAUAAAUAACUACAUACAUAUGUACAU
This is a messenger RNA of Rhagoletis pomonella (apple maggot), 1996 nucleotides long. RefSeq names its product neuralized-like protein 2. Gene Ontology annotation, biological process: intracellular signal transduction. Gene Ontology annotation, molecular function: ubiquitin protein ligase activity. The record is from RefSeq and is a predicted model, not a curated record. Bases 88 to 1128 code for a protein of 346 amino acids. The transcript has 3 exons. NCBI's taxonomy places the organism in Eukaryota, Metazoa, Arthropoda, Insecta, Diptera, Tephritidae.